GUGCAUGUGUGGGCUUGCAUGUUUGAGGGUGUGUGUGUGUGUGUGUGUGUGUGUGUGUGUGUGUGUGUGUGUGUGUGUGUGUGUGUGUGUGUGUGUGUGUGUGUGUGUGUGUGUGUGUGUCUGUGUGUGUGUGUGUGUGUGUCUGUGUCUGUGUCUGUGUCUGUGUGUGUGUGUGUGUGUGUGUCUGUGUCUGUGUCUGUGUGUGUGUGUGUGUGUGUGUGUCUGUGUCUGUGUGUGUGUGUGUGUGUGUGUGUGUGUGUGUGUGUGUGUGUGUGUGUGUGUGUGUGUGUGUGUGUGUGUGUGUGUGUGUGUGUGUGUGUGUGUGUGUGCAGGUGGCCCGGGUAACCAGGCAGGCCUCCAGCAGGGUGAUUGUGUUCUGCAGAUGAACGGUGUUCCCGUGGAGAGCUGGCAGUGUGUGGACCUGGCCCACGCCAUCAGGAGCUCUACUCAGAUAGUCCUGGUGGUCUGGAGGGGUCAACCCGACCUGAAGCCACCCUGUGCAGUCUCACCCGCCUCUCAAACAUGGCCGCCGCAGAGGACAAGGGUCAGGCGUGAAGUCCCGUCUGGGGUCGCUGUGGCGAGAGGAGGAACCAAGUUACCCCCCCGCCACCACCACCACCACACUCAAGGGCACACGGGUCACGUCAUCAAACGGAGACAACUAUAUUAUCCUCUCGCCCGUCAAUCCAGGAAGCCAGAUGCUUCAGACUGUAUACCAGGAUGAAAAUGGCACCAUUGGACGGCUGUACCAGACCCACCCCAGUAGGGGGCUCCACCAGCAGGAGCCUCGCUUCCUCCAGCAGCCCCCCGUGGAGUGGAGCACAGGAGGAGGAGGAGGACACUCCUUCCAAACCACCACCUUGCCCCCUCCGUCCUCCUCCACAUCCCUCGUCCUCUCCACGACACCCGUCCUGUCCGGUUGCUACAACAACUACCAGAACUGCACCAUGGUCCAGUCCCACGCGCCGUGCUCCGGCUACGGAGCCUAUGGCACGCUGGCGCCCAAAACCCUCAUCUUCCCCGUCUUCGUCCAGCCUCUGGACCUGUGCAGUGCGGACAGAACGCUGCUGGUGGCGGAGGAGAUGGUUCUGCACCAAGGACCGCUGCAGCCCACCAAGGUGACUGUGCUGAUCUAUACAGACCUGAUCUUACUGACCAGAGAGGAUGAGGCCGGACGCUGUAACGUCCUCCAGAGUCCUCUGUAUCUUCAUAACACCCGCCUGCACUAUGUGAACUCUGAGCCCCUGCGUCUCUAUCUGGCUCAGUGUGUGUGUGAGCACUGGGAGUGUGACAUCAGCCUGGAGGCUUUCAGCCACGACCAGAAGACCAGAGUCAGCCUCUGUCUCCAUGACAACAUCACCCAACAGCUGGCUGUCCCCGUGGAGACCCCACACAGCAACCAGAGGGACGUGAGCCUCCUGUCCCUGGGACAGCUCGACCUCACCUCCAGGCCCUCCUCCCCUUACGCCACCUUUUCGGACCUCCCUCUGCGCACCUCCUCCCCUCCUCCCCACCCUCCUCCCCCUCCCCACCCUCCUCCCCCUCCCCACCCUCACCCUCCUCCCCCCCACUUCCUCCCCUUCUCUCCAGAGCGGUGCGGCGCCCCCCCCUGGAUCCUGGCCUCCCCCAUGGAGUCCCCCUCCAAGCGGAGCAGCUACCCCCCGCUGUGGAGGGAGCGGGAGGGGAGGGGGGGCGGCGGAGGGGAGGCGGAGGGAGACAGGGUGACGGAGCGGCUCGGCGGGAGGACCUGCAAGGGGAGGGAGGCGACGAGGAGGGAGAGGGAGCAGGAGAGGGAGGAGCGGCAGGCCGGGGAGGGCCAGAGCGUCUCGGAGGCCUCCGAGAGCAUCUGGGGGGGCGACUCGGCGCCUCUCUCGUGCUGCUCCUCGCCUCUCCCCCCCGUCUCUCCCCCGCCGCCCUACGACUUGGCACGCUCCGCGAGAAAGACCCGGCGGGCGGGCCACAGUACUGAGGACGAAGAGGAGGAGGAGGAGGAGGAGGAGGAGGAGGAAGAGGAGGACCUGGUUCAGGAGUGUACCUCCCCAUUUAGGCUAGGAGCCCCACGUUCCCUACAACGCUCUCUGUCUGAAGGAUCCCUUCUCCAGGAACCUCGAUCCCCCUACUUCCUGUCUGACAGCACCAUCCACAGGCUCACACGACCUUCGACCUCUGAACCCGACCGGGGCCGCCCUCCCUCCCCGCACACCCUCAGGAGAGAGCUGACCCGGGAGGGGGGGUCCCUCCAACAGAUGUUCCACUUUCUCAACGGGGUGAAGGACAGAGAGUCUAAAUACGGCCACCAAAAGAGGAAGAAGAGCUUAGCUGAAGACAUCAGAAGCCGCAUGGCAUUUCUACGACGACAAAACAACUUUAAUGCCAACAGUCUGGAGAGAGCAUUCAGAAACGGCCGACCCCCCCUGGAAGAGGUGUGGAGGUGGGCGGACAGCUUUGAGGCUCUGCUGUCCAACAAAUACGGCAUGGCAGUGUUUCGACACUUCCUGAGGUCAGAGUUCAGCGAGGAAAACCUGGACUUCUGGUUGGCUGUGGAUAAAUACAAGAAGACGCGCACGCUGAACAAGAUGGCAACCAGAGCCCACAGCAUCUUCAACGAGUUCAUCUCGACAAGUGCUUCUCGACAGGUCAAUGUGGAUUCAUCUGUCAGGGAGGUGACCAAUCAGAACCUGCGUCAGGCUCCUGGCCCCGCCUCCUUCCAGCUGGCACAGGAACAGAUAUACAGCUUGAUGGAAAGUGACAGUUAUCCACGAUUUCUCAAGUCCCUCCUCUACUCUCAGCUGGCCAACCAGAGGCCAGCACAUGCACAAACGGACUGCCAGAAUGAGAAAGGAUCUACCAAGUCCUUCAACGGGAUAGGUCCCACGUCUCUGGCCAGCCAAUCAGAGCAAAAGACACUGAUAUGAGCGCUGUGGUCAUGAACUACUUGCCUAAAACCUAAAACAAGCUUCUGCCCACAUGUGGAUGCUAUGUGCACACUUGGCUCCUCUACCAGCUGCAGCUACAUUAACAUAUAUCGUCACAAAAGCAUGUUUAGGCCUUUAGAUGUAGACAGACGGCAGAUCUGUUUCUGAUCUAGACGGUUAGCUCGGCUUGAAGAGUCCUGCUAGAGGAGUAAAUCCUGGUUUUAAUACGUUGAAAGGCUUUUUAGCAGGUCUUGGGAUCUGUUUAGCCUAACAGGUAAUCUAUAGGUUGAUUAAUGCUGCUAGCCAGAUGAUUGAUAGUAGCGAAUCGCCAGUGGCCCGUGACAGUUGUUUUACCAAAUCAAUGCCGGAUGUUAUCCAAAAAUCACAGCGUCUUCCACGUUGCCAUGGUUAAAGAACCAUUGCAACAUGCAUACUAUUAUUCUUUUUCAUGAAGGACAUUGUAUUUAUUCUAUAAAUAGUAUACUAUAGCAGUGAAUCUAUUAUACAGGUAGUUCUAUAAGGACACAUUUGUAAUACUUUAAUAUCUGAUGAACAUGCAGUCUUGGCGUGCUGGUCGGUUCGUACUGGUUGCUCCAAGCUACUCAUAUAUUAUAACAAUACUACACUGGCUGGAGAACAGCCUUAUAGAUGCUUUAACCCUGACCAGUGUUAAGAGUUCUGAAAGUAUUUUGUACUCUUGUAGACCGCUUUAAGAGUUUUUCUAAAUGUAUCCGAGCAUGCAAUGUGUUGUAGCGAUGGCCCUGCAAAGCUAUUGUUUCUGAUUGUAGUUCAUUGGUGUCAGACUUCAGUAUGGCUGUUCCAGAGUGGAAAUAAAACGUCCCAUUAACACCUC
Molecule: messenger RNA, 3768 nt
Organism: Gadus macrocephalus (Pacific cod)
Lineage: Eukaryota; Metazoa; Chordata; Actinopteri; Gadiformes; Gadidae
Product: regulator of G-protein signaling 3-like
Exons: 15
Coding region: 699-2915 (738 amino acids)
Biological process (GO): signal transduction
Cellular component (GO): nucleus; plasma membrane
Source: RefSeq, a predicted model, not a curated record